Messenger RNA from Pogoniulus pusillus (Red-fronted tinkerbird), 2815 nucleotides. It is a transcript of the gene MAL2, whose product is annotated as mal, T cell differentiation protein 2. The record is from RefSeq and is a predicted model, not a curated record. The coding region runs from base 438 to 974 and encodes 178 amino acids. The transcript is spliced from 4 exons. Gene Ontology annotation, biological process: myelination. Gene Ontology annotation, cellular component: membrane. Gene Ontology annotation, molecular function: structural constituent of myelin sheath. Lineage: Eukaryota; Metazoa; Chordata; Aves; Piciformes; Lybiidae.
AGCGCUGCACUCCCGUGCAAUCACUCACUGCGCCCCGGGGAAGCCGAACGCCACCGGCGGCACACGGGAGUCGGGAGGUCCCGGCCAAAGCGGAGCACUCUCCUAGCCCAGCCCAGCACCGGGCACAGGCUCGCCCGGAACAGAGCGCUCCUGCUCGCUUGCACCGCCGAGGCCUCCGUUCAGGGCGGGCCGGGGGCCCGACCGGGCGUGGUGGAGCGGGGCGGACUCAGUCCUUGGCACCCCUGGAACGUCCACCCAGGUCCAGGCGAGGCAAGGUGGGGCGGGCCCGAGGGAGGUGGAUUGGGCGGUGCCUGAAGCAUUGCCCGUACCUGUUCCGUCCUUCACCUCUUCCUCCUCGUCGCCCACCUGGGCGCAGCUCGGUCGUCCCCAUCGCGUUCGGUAGCAGCAGCAGCAGCCGCCGCCGCCGCCGCAGCAACAUGUUGCCCAGGGGAGCCUCGUCCAUGCCACCGCCUCCCAACCCUGCUGCCUACUUCCCGCCCCCCCGAGUCACUUUGCCCUCUGGCCUGGAGAUCCUGCGCACCUACUCGGGAGCCGUCAUCUUCCUGGAAAUCCUGUUUGGAACUAUAGUCUGGAUUUUGGUGGCUGCUACACGAAUUCCACUGCCGCUUCUGCAAGGAUGGGUGAUGUUUGUAGCGGUGACUUCGUGGUUCCUGUCCAUUGUAUUCCUGUGCGUGUUCCUCUUUGGAUAUGCAAAUAGGAUUGCUGUCAACUGGAACCAGAUGGACUUUAUUUUCCAUGGGGCUACUUUUGUCUGUUACUUUGGAGCUUUUCUACUGCAAGCAGCAACUACAUCUCUGCAUCACUUUCCUCGCAGAUUCAAUUCUACUACACAAGAGAAGAUUCUGUCCGAUCAUGAAUAUAACAUAAGUAUAGCAGCCUCGAUUUUUGCCUUUGCAACAGCUAUUUGUUAUGGUUGCAGCACAGCCCUGGCAUUAAGGAGAUGGAGACUAUAGCAGUUGAACAGAGGUUGAUGCCUGAGUGUUCCACUUCAGAUCAAAUUAAGUGCUACUCGUCUGUUUUACUGUAAUCUAAUUCCAAAAAGACUUCUUUUGGUUUUUGUGGGGUUUUUUUUGCUUAAAAUCUGUUUUAAAGUGCUGAAAUGCAAAUAACCCCUGAUCAGCAUUUCCUUAACAGAAGAUUCCAUCUCUGUGCUUUCUGAUUUUUACUUUACUGUGUGCUCAUUAGAAGGAUACUCCAUAGAGUACAGGGAUGAACAGAUGUGUCACAGAAUUCUAGUGUUAAAUCAGAAGAGGAAGAAAAUGGAAGCUAAACCAACAUGUUAACAGCAUAGGCAUCUAAAAAGCACCCAUCUAGUCAAGUUGUUGAACCUUAAGUCUUUUGCAGCAUUACAGUGCAUUCCACACAGGUCCAGCUAGACCCUUCAGGCUCCUUGUAGAGUCAUGGGUUUUCUUUGUGCUGCUCCUUGCACAAUCAAAGCCCAAGCUGACGUCAUCAUACCAACUUAGUAUAUAUAUAUUGUUAACUUUGAUGUACAGAGAAAAUAUUUUUAAUAUCCAUCCAGUGAAAUCUUUUGAUACUCUUCUAUAGCCAUAUCCAGCUGUGGUCAUCUGAUUCUUAAAGCUUACUAUUUUCCUUAGGUGGAAACCCUUUGGGACUGUCAGUCAGUAGUUCAUUAGUUUUAGGAAUUUAGCUUGAUCAGAUCUAUUUAUACUGCAAAACAAAAAGUGCAUUUGUAGUGUGUGUGUGUGUGUGUGUGUGUAUACAUGGUGUAUUUUUAACAGGAUUCUUUGCACUGUUUUCACUUUGUUAGAGUACAGCUUUGAUUUUGUUAACUUCAAGUGCUGCAUUUGUUACUUAAGAUGUGAGUCAAUAUCAUUUGAAUGGAAUGUUACCAAAUGGUGAAUAAUGUCUGACCUCAAUUCUUGCAGCCUGUUAUUUGUUGUAUUCUAAGCCUGCAGUGUUGUAAAGGUGUUUGUUAUUUGGACAGAUGCCUAUGCAACGUCUUACUGAAAGCAGUGGAAUGCAAAGUGGUCCACCCACUACAGCAUUUGCUUUUGGCAUGAAUGAAGUUUAAUUGAGCAUCUCCUGAUAUCUCUGUUGAAAAAUGACAUGCAAAAUGAUGUAUAGAAAACCAGUGUAAGAAAACUAAAUGAUAGCAUCGUGCUGUGCUCCCUAGCACUCGUGCUGUUUUGCAGAUGAUGAAAUGGUUUUGUUAAUAAUACUAUUAAAUGAUUUCUGCUCUUGUGAAUAGUGCCAAAUUAAUAACCUGGGAGAAUAAAGGCUCCUUGGCAUGGGAAAGCAGCUUGCUCACCACACCUUGCCAGUGCACCUGAGGAUUCUACAGAGAACAUUGGUGCUUGGGUAAGGGAAGGCAGAACUUCAUUCCCAGUCCUAGUCCUUGAGCCAACAGGGGUGUCUGCUGUGAAAGUUACUUUACCAACCUUGCCAGGUACAAGAAUCCCUGAGACCCAGGCACCAUCAGUAGUGCCCUGCAGUCCCUGCUGACCCAUGCUAGGUUCUUAACGGAUGACACAGCAGUGAGUGAUAGCCCUUCCAACUACUGGAACCUCUCAGUCAUCCUGAAUUGCCACAAUGGAGGUUUUCCUCUACCUUGUUUGCUGAAAUUCUUAUCUUCCAAAGAUUUUUGUACGCUGGCUGAUUAUUUUUUUCUAAUUCUCUAUUUGCAUUGAAACUUAUUUUGUGAAUGUUUUGUCUAGAGCUAUAUAUACCUUUUAAAACUACUUCAUAUUGUAUAAAAUACACUGGAGUACAUGGAUGAAAGUAUAUAACAAAGACUUAUGCUAAGCAGCAUUAAAGUUACUUAAUAUAUUUA